Molecule: messenger RNA, 1378 nt
Organism: Pistacia vera
Lineage: Eukaryota; Viridiplantae; Streptophyta; Magnoliopsida; Sapindales; Anacardiaceae
Product: UDP-glycosyltransferase 76B1-like
Exons: 2
Coding region: 1-1377 (458 amino acids)
Molecular function (GO): UDP-glycosyltransferase activity
Source: RefSeq, a predicted model, not a curated record
AUGGGGAGCCAAAGAGAGUUUCAUCUGCAACAAAGAAAGGGACGAAGAGUUAUACUCUUUCCCUUGCCUUUACAAGGCCACAUCAAUCCUAUGCUUCAGCUUGCAAGCAUUCUCUAUAACAAAGGCUUUUCUAUAUCUAUAAUUCAUACAAACUUCAACUCUCUAAACUCUUCUAACUACCCUCACUUUUCUUUCCAUUCAAUCCCCGAUGGCUUGUCGCAAAGUGAAGCCUCCUUUGCGGAUAUAGUAUCUCUUCUUUCACUCCUCAAUGUUAAGUGUGCGGCGCCAUUUCAGGAUUGUUUGGCUAAGUUGCUGUCAAAUAUUGUUGAGGGGGAAAGUAUUGCUUGCUUAAUCACGGAUGCCGGCUGGUACUUCACCCAAGCUGUUGCUCAAAGCCUUAAGAUCCCAAGACUAGUGUUACGGACAAAUAGCGUCUCUUUCUUUCUUGUUUUUGCUGCCUUUCCACUUCUACGGGAAAAGGGUUAUAUGCCCGCAGAAGGUUGUGAACCGGAUGCACCAGUGCCAGAGCUCCCACCCCUAAGAGUCAAAGAUAUUCCAGUGUUCGAAACACGUAUUCCCGAGACUCUUCACCAAGUGGUAUUAGGCAUGACUAAUCAGACCAAGGUCUCUUCAGGAUGCAUAUGGAACUCUUUUCAGGACCUUGAACAAAUUUCUCUGGCAACAUUACACAAGGAAUUUCCAAUCCCAAUGUUCCCAGUAGGUCCAUUGCACAAGUACUUUCCUGCUUCCUCAAGCAGCUUGCUAUCACAGGACCAAAGCUCCAUUCCCUGGUUAGACAAGCAACCGCCUAAAUCCGUAAUUUACGUGAGCUUUGGAAGCAUUGCUGCUAUUAACGAGACUGAACUGUUGGAGAUAGCCUGGGGAUUAGCCAAUUGCAGGUUGCCCUUCUUGUGGGUGGUUCGACCAGGAUUAGUCCGCGGAGCUGAAUGGAUUGAACCAUUGCCAAAAGGGUUCCUAGAAAUGCUAGAUGGAAGGGGGCAUAUUGUGAAAUGGGCUCCCCAACAAGAAGUUCUAGCUCAUCCUGCGACAGGAGUUUUUUGGACGCAUAAUGGCUGGAACUCCACAUUGGAGAGCAUAUGUGAAGGUGUCCCCAUGAUUUGCCAACCUUGUUUUGGUGACCAAAUGGUGAAUGCAAGAUAUGUUAGUCACGUUUGGAAAGUUGGGUUGCACCUGGAGAGGAAGCUGGAGAGAGGGGAGAUAGAAAAGGCAAUUAGAAGAGUAAUGCUGGAAGCAGAGGGCCAGGAAAUGAGAGAAAGAAUAGUGUAUUUGAAGGAGAAAGUUGAUCUUUGUCUAAAGCAAGGAGGGUCUUCAUAUCAAUCUCUAGAAAACUUGAUCAAUUAUAUAUUGUCAUUCUAGG